Messenger RNA from Hydatigera taeniaeformis, 723 nucleotides. Lineage: Eukaryota; Metazoa; Platyhelminthes; Cestoda; Cyclophyllidea; Taeniidae. The record is from the annotation of a GenBank genome assembly.
AUGUUCGCCUUACAGUCUUGCCUGAAUCAACUCAUUGCUUUAUCUGAUGAGGCGGAAAAGACCGCAUCAGAACUGGGCCAGGACUUGAAGCUCUACGACAGAUUAAAUGAGCUAUCGGGAACAGGAGGUCUCGAUCAAAUGUCAAGCUGUCCGGAUGUUCCACCUCCUGCUCCACCUCCUCCUUCCGAUGGCUUCCUACCCGAUCCACCACCUGUGGGUUCUGGAGAAUUUCCUGCUCUUCCCACCACUGAACCGCCAGCGACAUUUCCACCCACCACCGUUACCACUUCGUCAGCUCCCCCACCUACCAUGACAAGGCCUGCUACUACUGCGCUUUUCUACAGUGGUCGUCUCGCCGGCCCCAUCGGACCAAAUCUGUAUCAACCGCUUCGAGGGCCAACGGUCUCCAAGACUUUGUCGAACGAGGUUUCCAAGCCUUAUUCAAAUCUUCAUCAGACGAAUGUUCGGUCCCGAGCUACCCCUGAAUCGCAAAUAAAGAAGACCUCCCUGCCAGUCACUAAGCCUGCGGCACAUGCUUCAGUGCCCCCAGAGCCCGUUGUUAUCCCUUCAUUACCGGCUGAGUCAACUGAUUCGGAGGCAUCUCUGGAAACACGACCAUUUGGGUACGUUCAGAAGGAAAAUGUUGAAGAGACCUGCUGGAGUACAUGCUUUGCACAUCAAGGCGGCUGUAUAUACGAUAGCACGCCCAAUAUGGAUGGCUAG